Molecule: messenger RNA, 897 nt
Organism: Pseudoliparis swirei
Lineage: Eukaryota; Metazoa; Chordata; Actinopteri; Perciformes; Liparidae
Product: chymotrypsin-like elastase family member 3B
Exons: 7
Coding region: 1-789 (262 amino acids)
Biological process (GO): proteolysis
Molecular function (GO): serine-type endopeptidase activity
Source: RefSeq, a predicted model, not a curated record
AUGGAAGUGGCACUGGUCCUCCUGGUGGCAGUUGCAGCUGCAUCUGGGUGUGGUGCGCCCAGCUACCAGCCCAACACCGGCCGCGUGGUGAAUGGGGAAGAGGCCCGUCCCCACAGCUGGCCAUGGCAGGUUUCUCUGGAGUCGUUCUUCCCCACCUGUGGAGGGACGCUUAUUGCUCCUAACUGGGUCCUGACUGCUGCUCACUGCAUCACAUUCCACACGUACAGGGUUGUUCUUGCUGAGCACAACAUGAACAAGGAGGAGGGACCUGAACAGUUCAUCAUGGUGGGAAAGAUGUUCAUCCAUCCCAAAUGGAACGACAACUGUGUGUCUUGUGGGAAUGACAUUGCUUUGCUCAAACUGGAGAAGAACGCCGUCCUCAAUGACAAAGUCCAGCCGGCUUGCCUGCCUCCGCCCGGCGCCGCCCUCGCCCACAACCAGCCCUGCUACGUCACCGGCUGGGGUCGUGGUGACACCGGUGGCCCUCAGGCGACCGCGCUGCAGCAGGCCCUCCUUCCGGCGGUGGAUCACGCCACCUGCAGUCGAAGCGACUGGUGGGGCAGCUCGGCGAAGACCACCAUGGUCUGCGCAGGAGGGGCGAGCAAGUCGGCGUGCCACGGCGACUCCGGAGGCCCUCUGAACUGCGAGGGCGGCGACGGAAAGUGGUACGUGGAAGGCGUGACUAGCUUCGUGGACGGGCGGGCCUGCAACACCACCCUGAAGCCCACGGUCUUCACCCGGGUGGCCUCGUUCGUCCCCUGGAUCAGAGAGACCAUGGCCUGGAACUGAAGACGGGACAAUAAGCUGAAUGACCUCAUUUUAAUAUUAUAUUUGUCUUGUAUUUACAGGUUAUUCAAAUAAAUAUAGCAUUCAUUAAUCAUUAGAUUACAAAUAUUA